AUGGGAGACGACGCGGCCCUAGAGCGGCUCUCUUGGCUGGACGCCGUGCGGCGUACGCAGCUGGCUGCCAACAUUUCGGCGCUGUUCCCGCGAAACUACAACUUCGAGGUGCCGAAGACACUGCGACGGCUCAGCGAGACGCGCUCGCGCAGCGUGUGUCUGCAGUUCCCAGAGGGUCUGAUGGCGUGGGCGGAGUCGCUGGCGGCGCUGUUCGAGGAGUAUGGCGACGGCGUUGAGAACGUGUAUGUCAUCGGCGACGUCACUUACGGUGCGUGCUGCGUCGACGACUUGAAGGCGCAGUUCUUACGCUGCGACUUUCUAGUGCACUACGCACACUCCUGUCUUGUGCCGGUGAGCAACUGUACCGUCAAGUGCCUCUACAUCUUUGUAGAAAUUGCGCUGAGUUCCGAGCGCUUCGUAAAAGUCGCGAGCCGAUUUUUGAACAACGCGUUGGAGUUGGCGGAGGAUGCCGAGGCGCACGCUCCGAAGAAGGUUGCGCUGCUUGCGACUAUCCAGUUCUCCUCGGUGAUUUUGAAGGCUAGCGCGGCGCUGGCCGAGUGCUGUCCGCAUGCGGCUGUCUCGAUCCCGCAAUGCUACCCGCUGACGCCGGGCGAGACGCUCGGCUGCACUAGCCCUGUGAUCGACGCGGACGUCGCGAUAUUCGUGGCCGACGGCCGGUUUCACAUCGAAAGCGCGAUGAUGAUGAACCCGGCAGUGCGCUUCUACCGCUACGACCCGAUGCAGCAGGUGCUCUUUCGCGAGACGUUCAACUACGAGCUGUUUCACGAGACGCGACGGGCGGUGCUCGCGCGAUUUCCGAAAAACCGCAAGAUAGGCGUUGUGCUGUCAACUCUGGGUCGGCAGGGUUCGUUACGCUUGGCGCAACGGGUGUUGCAGAAGAGCAAAGAGGCGCAACGAGAGAGCGUGUGCCUGCUGCUUUCGGAGAUCAAACCGCAAACGAUCCGCCGCUUGGGCCCGCUGGCGUUCGUGAACGUCGGUUGCCCGCGACUGGCGCUCGACUGGGGCGCUGAGUUUUUUAGCCAGCCGUUUGUGAGUACUUUCGAGUUUUACAAAGCGCUCGCGGAUAACGAAUCUGGCGUACACGUCGACUUGUACAUUCCCAGGCGUUGGUAA
Molecule: messenger RNA, 1134 nt
Organism: Dermatophagoides pteronyssinus (European house dust mite)
Lineage: Eukaryota; Metazoa; Arthropoda; Arachnida; Sarcoptiformes; Pyroglyphidae
Product: 2-(3-amino-3-carboxypropyl)histidine synthase subunit 1-like
Source: RefSeq, a predicted model, not a curated record